AUGUCCCCAGCAGGCACCCCCUUCGCCGACCCUCUCUGGCUCACCCGUUCCCUCACCAAUAGUCCCUACUACACCCCUUCCCACCACCACCUGCAGCGCGAAGUCAGGGACUACGUCGACACGCACAUUGCCCCUUUUUGCGAAGAAUGGGAAGCUCGGGGUUUUGUUCCGCCAGAGGUCCAGCACUACCACUCAAAAAGAGGCUACACCGCCGCCGGACUCUAUCCGCUCGCAGCCGCCCACAUCCAGCACUCCAAUCAACGCCUGCCCGGCGACAUCCACCCCGCCCAAUGGGAUGCCUUCCACGACCUGAUUGUGAUCGACGAGCUCGCACGCUGCGGAUACCUAGGCGUAGUGUGGGCGCUCGGGUGCGGAAACGCCAUCGGGGGGCCGCCGGUCGUGCUGUUCGGGAAUGCCGACCAGAACGAACGAUUCCUGGGGCCGUUGGUGCGCGGGGAGGUUCGAUUUUGCUUGGGAGUUACGGAGCCGGAUGCGGGCUCUGAUGUCGCGGGAAUCACGACGACGGCAGAGCAGCGAGGCGGUGUAUAUGUGGUGAAUGGGGCAAAGAAGUGGAUCACCAAUGGAAUCUUUGCGGACUAUUGUACGGCAGCGGUGCGAACAGGGGGCGCGGGGAUUGCGGGCAUCUCGGCGUUGAUCAUUCCGUUGAAGGGGACGCCGGGGGUGACGUGUCGGAAGAUCCGGAACUCCGGGGUGGAGGCCAGUGGUUCGACGUAUAUCGAGUUCGACCAGGUCGAGGUGCCGGUGGCGAAUCUACUUGGGCAGAAAAAUAAGGGGUUCCCGAUCAUCAUGAACAACUUCAAUCAUGAACGGUUGUGGCUGGCUUGUACUUCGCUGCGCAUGGCACGGGUCUGUGCGGAGGAUGCGUACAAGCAUGCAAUCACGCGGGAGACCUUCGGAAAGAAGCUCAUUGAGAAUCAGGUGAUUCGCGCCAAGUUCAGUGCAAUGGGCCGGAGACUGGACUCGGCCUAUGCCUGGAUGGAGCAGUUGGUCUGGAUGGCGGAUAUGGCGCGUAAAGAAGGGAGGGACUUGGACAUGGGAGGAUUGUUUGCCAAUCUGAAGGUGCUAGCAGGCAGAACGCUGGAGAUGGUCAAUCGAGAGGCACAGCAGGUUAUGGGGGGUCUGGGGUACUCGAAGAAUGGUCGGGGAGCGCGUAUUGAGCAGAUUAGUCGGGAUGUUCGAGUCAUGGUGGUCGGCGGUGGCAGUGAGGAGAUUCUCUCCGAUUUGGCGAUUAACCAGGAGAUCAAGGCAAUGGCCAGGAUGGGGCAGAGUAAGUUGUAG
Molecule: messenger RNA, 1299 nt
Organism: Aspergillus aculeatus ATCC 16872
Lineage: Eukaryota; Fungi; Ascomycota; Eurotiomycetes; Eurotiales; Aspergillaceae
Product: acyl-CoA dehydrogenase family protein
Exons: 5
Coding region: 1-1299 (432 amino acids)
Molecular function (GO): flavin adenine dinucleotide binding; acyl-CoA dehydrogenase activity
Source: RefSeq, a predicted model, not a curated record